Mercenaria mercenaria is the source of this 5209-nucleotide messenger RNA. Its product is annotated as tartrate-resistant acid phosphatase type 5-like. Lineage: Eukaryota; Metazoa; Mollusca; Bivalvia; Venerida; Veneridae. Gene Ontology annotation, molecular function: acid phosphatase activity; ferrous iron binding; ferric iron binding. Gene Ontology annotation, biological process: bone resorption. The record is from RefSeq and is a predicted model, not a curated record.
CCCUAUGCGGGUGACUGGUAACCCAACCUAGAGCCGCUACUGUACUACGAUGAUCACAUGACCAAGUUAGUAUCACAUGACUUCAUACAGAUUCAAAAUGGUAGACCGAUUAUUGUUGUUUGUGUUUCUCGCUGUUGUAAAAAGUUGUUAUGGAGUGGACAGCUUGCGUUUCUUGGCGAUGGGAGACUGGGGUGGUCUGCCAGUACCUCCUUAUGCCACCCCAGUAGAAACUUCAGUAGCCAAACAAAUGGCAGAUGUGACAAACAGAUUAAAGACAAGUUUCAAUCUUGCCCUCGGAGAUAACUUCUACUUUGAUGGAGUAAAAGAUGUGGAUGAUAAGAGGUUUCAGUACACAUUUGAGAAUGUAUACCACUAUGCUGAGCUGCAGAAUCCAUGGUAUUUGGUGGCUGGAAAUCAUGAUCACAAUGGCAAUGUCUCUGCUCUUGCUUACUCUAAAAAGUCAAAUAGAUGGAAAUUCCCAAAUAAUUACUAUGCUCUGCAGUUUCCAAUCCCAGGAGGCAAGACUGUUGAAAUUAUAAUGAUUGACACCAUACUGCUGUGUGGCAACACAAGACAUGACUUUGUAGGAGAUCAGCCACAUGGUCCCAAAGAUAUCAAGGUAUCUGAGGACCAGUGGACAUGGAUUGAGCUUCAGUUGCAAGCCUCUAAGGCAGACUAUUUACUUGUAGCUGGACACUUCCCUGUCUACUCCAUAGCUGAGCACGGUCCCACCAAGUGUCUUGUUGAGAGACUCAAACCUAUGUUGUACAAGUACAAAGUCUCAGCUUACUUCAAUGGACAUGACCACAACUUACAGCAUAUUACUAGUGCAGAGGAUGGCCAUACAGUAGAAUACUUUGUAACUGGAGCCGCAAACUUUGUCGACACAAGCAGAGAGCAUGAGGAUGAUAUUCCAAAAGAUUCUCUCAAGUUCCAUUGGGCAAAGAUUGCUGAGCUUGGUGGAUUUUCCUACAUUGAAGCUACAUCACAAAACAUGACCAUGACCUUUAUUGAUGGAAUGAGUAAAAUAUUGUAUACACACUCAUUUCCUCCUAGAAAAAUGAAUAAAAUCAAGAAUUAACAUUUAUAGUCAGUCUAGAAUUAGCUGAAUUUGUGUCAUAUGAAAUGGCAAAUUUCCUUCCAUAAAAAAUACACUGAAUAUUUCAAUCUUUUUUUUUUUCACACAGAUGUAAACAGAGAUUGGUAUGAAGAUAUGCCUACUGCAAUUACUGAAAUCUGAAGUUGUUAUAUCUUUUAGAAAUUGUUCAUGUAAAAAGAUUCUUGCAUCAGGCAUGUUAAAGAUACAACAAAAUAUUUAUUGGUAGCAAGUUAAACUGUCUGAGCUAAUAAUAAAUAUUUUUACUUCAAAAGUUGACUGUUUGCCAGACAAAAAAUAUACUAUGUGCAAUUCAGUUCUAGUUUGAUAUUUAUGCAAUAAUAUAUUACUGUGAAAUCAUUAAUAUUCGUGGGGGAUUAAUUUUCGUGGAUUUUGUGGUUGAGUCAAUCCACGAAUUUUAAUCCCAACGAACAAGUAAAAUUCCCAUUCAUUUUAUGUUCAAAAGUUGAAAUCCACGAUUCAUAUCCCCACAAAAUCGCGGUUUUGACCAAAACCACGAAAUUUCAUGCCCACGAAAUUAAAUGAUUUUACAGUAUAUGAUAAUACUCAUCAUGUUCAACCGGGUUGAACCCCCAAAUGUUCUAUUUUUAUAUUUCUGCCACCCUUCAGAGAAAAGAUAUAUGAUUGUGCUCAUUGUUGGUCAGUUGGUAGGUCAGUGCAUCGCCCAUGGUUUCAAAUUAAUAGCUAAAGAACUCUGUCUCACAAUGGUCAAACAUGAUAGGACCGAUGAUUGCCAGUUAGCCAGAAGAUGAUCCCUAGUGAUGUUGUUUUGGGGCUCAGAAGGUCCUAGGUCAAAGUCACAGACACUUUGAGACUUAUUACAAUUACAAUGAUUACCUGUGGUCAUUGAAUGUCCUUACUUUUUCUGGAGUGGGAGGGGUGGGAGUUCAGUAGGUCAAAGGUCAAUGUAACACUGAACUUUCGACUAAAUAAGUUUCCUUACCAUAACUGAAUAAUGCUUUUGGUAUAAAGUCAUUUCCACUUAGUAAAUUUAGAACCCUUCAAACUUCAUAGGAUGAUUGCCUGUGGUCAGUAGAUGACCCAUAAUGCUUUGGGACUCAGUGGGUCAAAGGUCAACGUCACAGUGUUUUUUACACUGAAAACAGUUUCAGCUCUGUAACGAAAGAAUGCUUUGACUUACAAUCCAUGGCUUUCGUAGAAUAAUUGUCUGUGGUCAGUAGAUUAACCUUAUUGUGCUGGGGUCAGUAGGUCAGAGGGCAAGGUCAUAGUGAUCUCAGAACUAAAAAUGGGACAGGCCAUCAUAGGGACAUAUAUGUUUUACAAACAGCUCUUGUUUUGAUUAUUUUCAACCCAAAAUUAACAGCUGUACAUCCAGAAAGUUGUUACGUAUAGCUGAGAAUUAAUAGGAAUAUUAGGCACAGGAAACAUGGGCAAAGUGAGUUUAAAAUUUUAGUGGGUAUAAUAAAAGAAACAUGCAAGCACCACGUCAGCACAAAGUGAUUCAAAAUUGAUUUUAACAAAACUAUCUUUAACACAAGAGUUGGUAUUAGUGCUUAUUACAGAUUUUGCUAUUCAGAUAUUUGAUUUUUCAUAAAAGCUUUAAAGAGCCCGCCCGCUUAGCUCAGUAGGGAGAGCGUUGGUCUACGGAUCGCGGGGUCGUGAGUUCGAUCCCCGGGCGGGGCUUAUGUUCUCCGUGACAAUUUGAUAAAAGACAUUGUGUCUGCAGUCAUUCGUCCUCCACCUCUGAUUCAUGUGGGGAAGUUGGCAGUUACUUGCGGAGAACAGGUUUGUACUGGUACAGAACCCAGGAACACUGGUUAGGUUAACUGCCCGCCGUUACAUGACUGAAAUACUGUUGAAAAACGGCGUUAAACCCAAAACAAAAAAACAAAAAAUAAAAGCUUUAUGAUUUUCUAUAAAUUCAGUUAUACAUGUAAACGAAACUUUAUAUAAUAUUCUUUUAUUCAUUCUCCUUUUUAUUUUAUAUAUUUUCCUUUAUUGUAAUAUGUUAACCAAGAGCUUAGCAAAAUAACCUUUAUUUUUAUGUUAAUUUAUUAUGCUACCUUUUAAAAAAAGGUUUGUUUUUACACCAAAUAAAUAGAAACUGUGCCAUAUAUAUGUUAAUUUAUAUAAUUUAUUCAUAUGAUAUUAUGAAAUUUGAGCAGUUUACUAGACACAUUAAUAUGAAUAUAUUUUAAACAGACUGUAAGUUAAUAUUAAUUAGUGGCAUGUACAAUGUAUAUGUAUUAAUGUUUUCAUUGCAUCUGCUUAUUGUGACUAUCUUAUUUCAUGUGAGAAAUAUUAGGACAGUUUGUUUGCCAGACUGUAUUGAGAACAGUUCUCGCAUACAGGGAAGUAAAUUACUCCAAAACCCGAACAGAACUUUUUUGGUAUUUGCUUAGAAUUUACUCUUUUUAGAUGCAUAUAUAAAUGAAAAUAGAAUAUUGUAUAUAUUUGGCAAGUACCAACAUUAAACAUUCCUGAAAAUAAAGUGUGCAGCAUUGUAUUGAUUUUUUAUGGUAGAUUAUAAAUACUGUCUUUGAACUUAAAUAAAUUAUUUUGAAAUUGUAUUGAUUUUAUUAAAUAUCAUUUACAGGUAUAUAUAAGGGCCUUGAUUUUUAAGCUUAAAGUUAGAGGUGCCCUAGGCCUCUUGACUUAACUUGUAUAUGAGAAACCAUAGUGUUAUAAUUCUGUUAAUAUAAUGUUAAAUGUUGUUAUGUUUCCUUUAAAACUAGAGUAGAACACUGGUUUUGUUAUAAAUUGCGAAUUCUGAACUUACAUAGGAACUUUUUCACGAAACUUUCAUUUAUAUGUCAUAAUAAAUAGAAACUCGGUGAACUUUGAUUUUCAUUUCUUGUUGGUUAUGUCUCAAAAGUGUGCUUUAUUUUCUGUUCAGGUUUUUGCAGUUUCAGGGUUACGAGUAAUAGCAUAGAUUGUUUCCACAGUGCAAAACUAUUGCAACUUACCUGCAGAUGCAAUAAUUUUAGGUGACAAAAUGUAUUUCAUGUAUACUGUGAAAUCAUUUAUAUCUAUGGGGAAAGAAGUUUUAUGGAUUUCUUAGUUGAGUCAAUCAGCAGUAUUUUAUUCCUUACAAAUAAGUAAAUUGAGCCGCGUCAUGAGAAAACCAACAUAGUGGGUUUGCAACCAGCAUGGAUCCAGACCAGCCUGCGCAUCCGCCCAGUCUGGUCAGGAUCAAUGCUGUUCACUUUUGGAGCCUACUGCAAUUAGAGAAACUGUUAGCGAACAGCAUGGAUCCUGACCAGACUGCACGGAUACGCAGGCUGGUCUGGAUCCUUGCUGGUCGCAAACCAACUAUAUUGAUUUUCUCGUGGCACGGCUCCAAUAGCCUUUUUGGUUAAAACAUCAAAAUUCCAAAAUAAAUGAUUUUACAGUACAUUUGAGCUAAAGUGGCAUUUAUUUUGUUACUACAUACUGGUUGUUUCACAUGUGUUUGUGUUAUUAUACAGUGCACAUACUUAAACCUGUAUUGAAAUUGCUCCUCCAGCUUUUGUUCAUGCUGUGAAGUCAUUGAUAUUGGUGAGGAAUUAUUUUUUUGUGGAUUUCCUGGUUGUGUCAGUCCAAAUAAUUAAACCCUUAUGAAUAAAUGACAAUCACAAAUUUCGCAAAAAAUUAUCUAUCCCCGUGAAAUGGCUGUUAUGUCCAAAACUACAAUAUUUCAUCCCCUCAAAAUUAAAUGAUGUCACAGUAGAUGCUACAUUUAAAUAACAAGGUGUUCCAGACAUUGAUUUUGAUAAUGCUGUUAAAAAGUCAGUCUGUAUGGAAGCAAAUGAAUUUUUUUAGGUGGAAAAAUAGAAAUUACACAUAUUUUGGUCUUUCAGUUAGUUUUUACGCAUUUUGUCACAAUUUCAUAUUCCUCACUUAACAGCUUCUCACCUGUUUCUGUAAAGCAAUAACACAACAUUAUCAUAUCAUAUAAGUAGAAAAUAUGUAAUUUAUAUCUUCAUUUUGCAGCAAAAUUGUGCCUGUCCGUAGUCUUAAUGUCUCCUUUUAUGUAUUUAAAUGUUAAACACACACCAUGCAUUCUGUGAUAAAAAUGUAUAUAAGAAUGAUGCUCUGUUGAUACAUAUAACAAUAGUUUACUAUAUUAUUAAAUAAAAGUUUGAAAAACAA